Molecule: messenger RNA, 4038 nt
Organism: Schistosoma spindalis
Lineage: Eukaryota; Metazoa; Platyhelminthes; Trematoda; Strigeidida; Schistosomatidae
Source: the annotation of a GenBank genome assembly
AUGGAAGUUGCAUGUACCGAUGAGGUUAAAGUUUAUAAAGACGAAGGUGAGGAAGAUGAGCAGAAAAAGUCGUCGGAAAACUUAACUGAAGAUAAAGUGGGUCUGGUGAUUGAGGGUGAAGGUCAGUGUACACAGAAAGGAUCAUUCAAUUUUGGAUUCUUAUCUCUAGAUGAUUAUUACCAUUCACUUUUUCCAUUGCCAUUUGUUACCGGUUCUUCAUCAUUUCCUGUCAAUGCUUCUUCAUAUGCUGCAGCCGCUGCAGCUGUGGCGGCCGCAGCUGCUGCUGCAGCGGCCGCUCAUCAACAGGGUCAAGAUAUUCCAAAUCAAUUCUCCUAUCCUCCUUCAUCAUUGUCAUCACCACAUUCUUGUGGAUCUGAUACAUUUGAAAGGUCAACUCAUAUAACUACUGAAGGAAGGAAAUCACAACACACUGAAACAUUAACUAGUUUAAAUACAGACGAUUCUGUAUUACGAUGUGCUAAUCCUUUAACAAAUCGGUUUCAGUCUGCUUCUGGUUGUCAAACUAGUUGUGUUUCUCCAAUUUUUCCUUCCUUUGGUGGACUCUCCCCAUCGUUAAGUGCUUUCAUGGCUGGACCAUUCUACAGUGUCGCUUUACAAGCAGCUGCAGUGGCUGCAGCUGUAUCAUCUGGUUCAUCUAGUCCAAAAUUGCAAUCAACAUCUUGGCCACAACCAAGUGUUCAUUCACCUGUGCCUUUUAGAAUUCCAACUCCUAAUCCUUCGUUAUCCAAUUUUAAUGUUUAUGAUAAUUUAUCUCCACAAAAUAAAUCAUCGUCUUCUGUUAUAGCUGUAGCCGCAGCGGCAGCGGCAGCAGCCGCCCUCAGUCAAUCGCCGUCGUCCACAUCCGCUACAGCGGCAGCUGCAUUUCAUUCAGAGUUAAUAAAAGCAGCAAAUUUAUAUAAAAUUAAUAAUUCAAAUCAACGACUUUUGUCAAAUCAGAAUCCAUAUCAUCAUUCCUUUACUCAUGAUAGUUUAUUAUCAUUAUGCACUAACAGUAAUAAUCAAUCAAUAUCCAAUACUCUACCAUUAAAUAUUGAUAAUUCAAUUAAUAUUCAUAAUACCGCUUCUGAUAAUAUGAUCAUUGGUAAUAGUUUACGUCCUUCCACUAAAUCAAUAUCGACAAAUUUGUCUUCACGUUCAUGUACAUUAACUGGUUCCAAAUUAGAUCAAUUUAAUUCAUCAAUGAAUUUUCAAAUUAAAACUGAAAAUAAUAAUUUUACCGAUAAACACUUUACAGAAUUUUCAAGUUUAGAUAAUAGCAAUAAUAAAUUAAUUCAUAAUGAACGACUUGUUAUUCCAUCGAAUUCUUUUAGUGAACAAGGUCUUUCAUAUGAUUCUCAAAGAAGAUUAGGAUCGUCUACAUCAACAUGGACUACUGACUUAUCGGUAAAAUCAGAUUCAGAAGAAAAUCAGUUAAACCGUAGUUUAUUCACUGAUUGUUCUCAACGUGCUACGGCAGCAGCUGCCGCGGCGGCGGCUGCAGCAGCAGCUCAUGUCCAUUUUCUUUCAAGUUUAGCAGUAGCUGCAGCAGUUCACUCAUCAGCGUCAUCAUCAUCAUCUCCGACUCCUGUCCCUCAAUUAUCUUCAUUACAUAACAGUAGUAGUCUAUCACCAAUACUAUCCCGUAAUAAUUCAGUCGAUUCAAAUUUACAACAUUCCAUUUCAUCACACCUUGAUAUUAUACAAUCAUCUUCAGUAUCGACUUCACAAGAGCCAUCAUUCUCUUUUACUGCUUCCCAACUUAAACUACGUCAUACAAAUACCACAGAUAAUGUUGCUCAUCAAAUUUCUGGUCAUUUAAAACCAUUUAAGUCUUUUGGUUCAACCACUGAUAAUGUAUGCGCAUCAUCUCAUAAUACAUUUCACAAAUCAAUUAAUGAUCCUUCAGUUAUGAAACAUUCAGAAAUAAUUACAUCUACAAAUUCAUUGCCAACUUCUUUUCCAUCUACAUGUUUUGUUAAUCCAUCAGUUUGUUAUAAUUUUCAAAGGAAUUCUCCUGAAUUAUCAAUAGAUAAUACAUUAGGAUCCCAAUAUCAAAUGUGUAAUAAUCGAAUGUAUUCUAGUCCUCUUGGAGUAAAUCCUUUAAAAUUGUCUACUUUGACAUCCACUACAUGUACUAUUACUACUACUACUACUAAUACUACUACUACUACUAAUAAUAAUAAUAAUAAAGGCAAAAAUUCUACUACUAUCACUACUACUCAUAAUGAGACAAGUAGUUUUGACGAUGAUCAUGAUGAUGAUGAUGUUGAUAAUAGAAGUAAUCAUAAUCAUCAUCAUAAUAAUAAGGAUAAUUGUAAUCAACCUCAUCAACAACAAAUAAUAAAUCCAACAUCUAAUUCAACUUCAACUAAACGUGUUCAUAUUAAAAAACCUUUAAAUGCAUUCAUGUUAUUUAUGAAAGAUAUGCGACCAAAAGUACAAGAAGAAUGUACAUUAAAAGAAUCAGCAGCAAUUAAUCAAAUUCUAGGCAAAAAAUGGCAUGAAUUAUCACGUGAAAAACAAGCAAAAUAUUAUGAAUUAGCUAGAAAAGAAAAAGAACUUCAUCAUCAGUUGUUUCCUGGCUGGUCAGCAAGAGAUAAUUACGCUAUACAUUCAAGACGUAAGAAAAAACGAAAAUUGGCAGCUGCAGCAGCUGUUGCACAAACAAAAAUUCAUUCAACUAGUGGCAAAACUCUUGGUAAUACUGGUAUUCACUUAUCUUCGGAAUCCGGUGGAGAUUUUGGCAAUUCCGAUUCAAAUGAAGAGCGUACUAGUAGACUUUCUGUAUUAGUAGGUAAUACAAACUCUACAGAUAUAAGCAGUGCUAAAAAAUGUCGUGCACGUUUUGGUUUAGAGCAUCAAAAUCGUUGGUGUAAACCAUGCAGACGAAAGAAAAAAUGUAUUCGUUUCUUAACAGAUACUGAAUUCGAAGAGGAGAAUAAUUUUCCAGUUUCUCCUAUAUCACCAUCUACAACAUUGAAUAACUCAGAAAAACCGCCUACAUCGUUAACAACAUCAUCAACAACAACAACAACAACAACAUCAUCCUCAUCAACAUCCAUAACGAUAGUAUCAUCUCAACAUUCAAAUCUUUCUAACUAUUGUAAAUCAAAACAUUUUUAUACAUCAUCAACUGAUCUAAUUAGUGGAUUGUAUCCUAGUAACAGUAAUAAUAAUAUUAAUAAUAAUACUCUAUGGUCAAAUUAUACACCAAAUAUUCAUCGUGUUAUAUCAUCCAUUAGUGAACGACGAUCCAUUGAUCAUUCAUUAACUCAGAAUAAUAAUAAUAAUAAUAAUAAUCAUAAAAUUCAUGAUCAAAAUUUAAUUGAUGAAUCAUUAUUAACAUAUAUGUCUAGAGGAUCAUAUCAUUUAUCAGAUCAUACAAAUUCAAUAAGAUCACCAUUUACUUCAACUGUUAUCUCUGAUAUUAUUCAUUCAAAUGUUUUAUCCAAUAAUCAAAUUGAAAAAUCAUCAAAUACUUUUAUUUCAACAAAUUGUACAACUAUAUCACCACCACCACCACCACAACCAUCAUCAUCAUCAUUAUCAUUAUCGAAAUGGUCACAAAAACAUUUAUUGAAUCUUGCUACAUUACAAACUAUUACAUCAGGCAAAUCUAAUUUAUAUUUACAUGAAAGUACAAUAGCAUCAUGUCCUUCAUCUCCUAUUCCAUCUUAUACAACACAUUUUAUAUCACAUUUACCAUCAUUAUCUCAAGAAGAGAAUUUCAAUUUGAAUUAUUGUAUAUCAUCUCCAUUAUUAUCUGAUUUAUCACAUAAUCAUUGUGAAAAGAUGAUCAACAGUACUACUGCUACUACUACUAAUAAUAAUAAUAGUAAUACUAAUACCAGAAGAAAUAAUCAUAAUAUUAAACGAUUUAUGCCUAUUCAUAAUUAUAAUCUUCAUAUAAAUACAUCAGUUUGUUGUACAACUAAUACUAAUACUACUAAUACUACUGUUACACCAAUAAUUAGUAGUAUCAAUAGUAGUAGUAAUAAUAAUAAUAAUCAUAAUACUAAUAUUUAUAAAUCCCAGUGA